AUGCAAGAAGAAGCUUUUAUAGAUAAACAAAAAGGUUCAUUUUUAAAAUAUUUAACUACAAACAAAAAUGUUGAUAAUAAACAAGAAGAAAUUAAUGUUGAUAAUGAACCAGAACAAGCUAUUGUUGAUAAUAAUAUUGAACAAACUAAUAUUGAAAUUGAUAACGAACAAAAUAAUAGUGAAAAUAAUAAUGAACAAACUAAUAUUGAAAUUAAUAACGAACAAACUAAUAGUGAAAAUGAUAACGAACAAACCAAUAUUGAAAUUGAUAAUGAACAAACUAAUUGUGAAAAUAAUAACACACCUUUAAACAUAUAUGAUCCAAGUAGAUGGAAUAAUAUUAGUACUAAUUUAAGAGAUUUAAUUGUAGAAAAAGGUCCUAUUAAAAUUUAUGAUUUUAAAUUUCCAAAAGAUCAACACUUAAGAAGCUUUAGUACAUCUCUUUAUAUGCAAAACAUACCAAAUGGAGAAAAAUACGAACGAACAUGGUUGGUUUAUUCCAUAGAUGUAGAUAGAGUUUUUUGUUUUUGUUGUAAAUUAUUUAAUGUGAAUACAUCUACAUGUUCAUUAGCACAUAAAGGUAACAAUGAUUUGAAUAAUAUUUCUAGUAUACUAAAAAGACAUGAAGCAAGUAACAGACACAUUCUUAAUAUGAGGUCAUGGAUUGACUUACAAACUAGAUUAACAAAUAACAAAACAAUUGACAAGAAAAUCCAAGAACAAAUAAAUAAAGAAAAAGAUCAUUGGAAAAACGUGUUAAUAAGAAUCAUUGCUGUAGUAAAAACUUUAGGAAAAUGUAAUUUAGCAUUUCGUGGAACAAAUGAAAAAAAUUUAUGA
Molecule: messenger RNA, 837 nt
Organism: Lactuca sativa (garden lettuce)
Lineage: Eukaryota; Viridiplantae; Streptophyta; Magnoliopsida; Asterales; Asteraceae
Source: RefSeq, a predicted model, not a curated record